Plectropomus leopardus (leopard coralgrouper) is the source of this 2556-nucleotide messenger RNA. RefSeq names its product ubiquitin-conjugating enzyme E2 G1-like. The record is from RefSeq and is a predicted model, not a curated record. NCBI's taxonomy places the organism in Eukaryota, Metazoa, Chordata, Actinopteri, Perciformes, Serranidae.
UGAACCCAGCAGCUGAACCUUGUGUCAAAACACAGAGGGAAAUCAGCAGCAGGCAGCGCAGGAUCUCACCUCGACUCCAGCCUUAGCCCGGUUUUAUUGGAAAGUAUUUGUUGACACAAAGUCAUUUCAUUUAAGUCCGCGUACCAUGACCGAACAAUCAGCAUUACUUCUUCGAAAACAACUGGCAGAGCUCAACAAGAACCCCGUGGAGGGCUUUUCAGCUGGUCUGAUAGAUGAUGAUGACAUAUAUAAAUGGGAAGUUGUGAUCAUUGGUCCACAAGAUACCCUUUUUGAAGGAGGGUUUUUCAAAGCAUACCUAACCUUUCCCUAUGAUUAUCCACUACGGCCUCCAAAGAUGAAGUUCAUCACUGAAAUAUGGCACCCAAAUGUUGCAAAGAACGGGGACGUUUGCAUCUCAAUUCUGCACGAGCCAGGAGAGGAUAAGUUUGGUUAUGAAAAGCCUGAGGAGCGUUGGCUUCCCAUCCACACGGUAGAGACAAUCAUGAUUAGCGUUAUCUCCAUGCUGGCAGACCCCAACAGCGACUCACCAGCUAAUGUGGAUGCGGCGAAAGAGUGGAGGGAGGACCCUAACGGUGAAUUCAAGAGGAAGGUGGCUCGCUGUGUAAGAAAAAGUCAAGAGAUGGCUUUUGAUUAGGAGUCAAUUGUAAAUUCCAGGUUAAAGGAAAUGCCUUCAGAGGGAAAAUUUCAGCAAAAGGCUUUUGCACCCCUUGUUUUGCCAGUCAAAGGAAUUGGUUGGCUCCAACCACGUUUCUGUGAACGGUUGUCAUUUUCCGCAAGAUGAGCCAAUUUGAGAACCCUACCAGCGAAAUUAACCUGUUUCCUACCUGGAAUUGUAUAUUUAAUUUUAUUUAUUUUGAAAAAUUAAUGAUGUAAGAUAUGUCACUACUGUAAAUUAACUUGCUUUUUUAUCUGCUGCUGAACAGUUUCUACUUUAUACCAGGUUUCUUAUGCAAUUUAGUGGUCAAGAUUGUGUAAAAACAAAACGAAAACCCGUCACCAUUAGGUCAUCACUCGUCCUCCCCACUGAAUACUUAAACCACCAGAUUAAUGUCGGCCCCAACCAAUCUUUGUCAAUAGAUGUGAUUAUUUUCAACACUGUCAUGGAAUAUCACUGUUGCCUUUUGUUGGCUUCACCUCCUCACAGUCUGCGUGUGGUUUAGAGGGACAGGUUGAGAACUUGAAGAGGGUUAUUUUUUUCAUACAGUCUUUGAUUUGCUGAGAAACGGCCUCCUGUUAGCAUGUUCUUGUUAUGCUAGUGCAUGUCUUCCAAAUAUAAAGCUAGGUCUCUCAAACCUGCAUGAUCCCCUCAAACAGCUCCGUUAUGUAUUGUCGCUAGCUGUCGAUGUAAAUGGAAUGGCAAACUCAGUGAUUUGAGAGCUCUAGCUUCAUAAUGUAUAGACUUCCACAAGCGUAGCUAAUGCUAACAGGAGGUUCGUGCCAACUUCUCAGGAUCGAAGGGUUUCGAUUAGCAAUCAGAACGGUAAACCUCUAAUAUUCCUGAGCCUUUCCUUUAACAUGUGCUCAAUGGAGACAUCUAUUAAUUAUCACUUAGUCUUUUCACAACGUUGUUAUAACUCAUGGACAACCAAAUACAGUCUGUGAAAAUAGCCUAAGCUGUGAUUAGUCCAUGUGUACUGGUUAACUGGCGCCUGAGCUUACCUCACUUUAAAAGGUUUGGCAAAUUUGACUCAUUAUGGUUGUUUGAAUUUUUAAUUUAUUAACAUGGAGAAUUUAAGGGCUCCAUAGUAGAAUUAGGCUAGUCUUUCUUACUUUGUUGUGGCACAUUUGGCUUUUGAUCAAGGUGUGGCUAAAGAAAGAUGUGUAAAUCACAUUCACUCGGGGGGAUUUGUGGUAGAUUGUUGAACUCUGAUUGGUGCAUACUUAGGUAAUGUUAUCACCUUUAUGUAAUCACUGAGUUUGGGUUCUUGAUAGAGACUUGAAGUUAACUCGCCACUUAGUAGAGUCUAAAUAAGUGUUCUGAUGGGACGUGAACACAAUAGCGCGUCUGGCUUUUAUUUUGAAGGAAUAUACACAGUUGUUGUUUGGGUGGAGUCUGGAAACCAUUUGCUUCGGUUCACCUUCAUAGAUGGCGUAGCUGACCGUUAAAGCCAUGAUGACAUCUACUCUAAAUUAUGUUAUACAUGAUUGAUCUGUGACUGACAUUGAAAAACCAUCUUUUGGCGCAUGCAAUCAGGUUGGAAGGAGUUGGGUAUGUUUAAAUAAUUGUUAGUGCAUUCUGGGUGAAUGUGAUGUGUACAGUUAGUAGUUUUCUGUAGACUUUAUGAUCACAUAACUGCUGUCGACAUUACCUUUUUAAGUCAGAAUUUUCUAACCUACCAUGACCUCCUCUGACCGGUGUUCACUGUAUUUGCACAGAUUCAGUGCGUUUGAAAUGUCAUUAAGCAAUACGCUCUGAAAAUGGUGUGUCCAGGUAAUCCACCCUAACGCCAUUAUUUGUUUUUGGGUUCUUUUUUUUCCAUUUUGUGUCAAUGCAAUGUAUAUUGGACAUGAUGCUCAAUAAAGUGUGUAAACAGA